Durio zibethinus is the source of this 4850-nucleotide messenger RNA. Lineage: Eukaryota; Viridiplantae; Streptophyta; Magnoliopsida; Malvales; Malvaceae. The record is from RefSeq and is a predicted model, not a curated record.
UACCUUUAAAUUUUCCUAUCUUCUUAUUUAUUUUUGAACUCACAAAUUCUAAAUACUAACUCUAAUAAAAUGCCAACUAAUCCAAAUCAUGUUCCCUUUUUUAUAUGACUUAUGUAUGAUAUCAUCGUAAUGUAUUAAAAAUUAUCAGGAUUAUUUUUUUUAUCAUUUUAAUAAUAAUAAAAAACCAAACUGGAACCUGUGACUACGAAUGAAUCUGGGUUAGCUUUGUUAUUAAUCUAAAAACUUCAUAUCCAACAAAUACAAACAAGCCCAAGCCCUAUUUGAAGUGAGUCUGGGUUUUUGUUGCAAAUUCCAGUCUAUUGGCCACGUGUCAGAACCAAAACGACGAAACAACUUUUCCCGCUCUUUGAAUCCAACUUUGAAAUCUCUCCCCGUCGCAUUCAAAACCCUAACCCCAACCAAAAAAAAAAAAACAGAAAAACUCCAUUGAUGGAGCUCACAGAAGAACAAAGAAAACAAGCUGAAGCCAAUCGAUUAGCUGCAAUUGCAAAGAGAAAAGCCCGAAUUGAGUCCUCCAGUGCCACCGCCGACAUUCACUAUCAACAAAACCAAGCUCAUUAUUGGAGGCUCACCAAGUGCCCUAAACUCGCCAAAUACAAUACCCAUAUCCCAAAGCGACCUCAAGGUUCGAUUUUGGACCCAAUUUCCAAUACCCAAUUGUCUAAAAAGUUCCAGGCCAGGCUCGAAAUUUGCUCCCCUGACUCCUUUUCAGUCACCCCGGAGAGGCUGCAGAAGUGUCUCUACCAAGGAGAUGAAGAGUGCUUGCGAAGAUUGGGGGAUAUUUUAUCUGACGUUAUGCCAUCACAUUACACCCAAAACAGUGGAGGUGGAAAGGCAUGCGUUUAUAAGCUCAGUGAUUACAAUUCUGUUUUGGGAUGUUUAAGGAAAUCAAAGGAUAUUGAAAUCAAGGAGAUACCUCAUCUAACGCUCAGAGUUAUUGAAACGUUUUCACGUGGCUUUAUUACUGGACAAUGGAUACCAUGUAGACCAGAACAUUUGUCUGAGGAGGAGGUUGAUGAAUUGAUUAGAAAGCUACCGAGAACACUAAUGGAUGCUCUUCUGCCUUUUCAACUUGAUGGUAUAAAAUUUGGGUUGCGAAGGGGUGGUCGGUGUCUUAUUGCAGAUGAAAUGGGGCUUGGGAAAACACUCCAGGCUAUUGCUAUUGCUAGCUGUUUCGUGAAUGAAGGUGCCAUUCUCGUUGUUUGCCCUGCUGUUUUGCGAUAUUCAUGGGCAGAAGAGUUGGAGCGAUGGCUACCCUUUUGUUUACCCUCUGAUAUACAUCUUGUUUUUGGUCAUCGGGAUAAUCCUGCCUACUUAAAGGAAUGCCCUAGAGUUGUGGUUACUUCUUAUACAAUGCUUAAACACUUGCGGAAGAGCAUGCUUGAGCAAGAAUGGGCUCUCUUAAUAGUAGAUGAAUCUCACCAUCUACGAUGUUCAAAAAAAGCAAGCGAAUCAAGAGAGAUAAUAAUUCCUCUAGUGGAUGAAGGAUCCACACAACUUAUACAAACAGUUCUUGAUUUGGCAGAGAAGGUCAGGCGUAUAGUGCUCUUAUCAGGAACACCUUCUUUGUCAAGGCCAUAUGACAUUUUUCAUCAGAUAAAUAUGUUGUGGCCUGGUUUGUUGGGAGAGACCAAGUAUAAGUUUGCUGAAACUUACUGUGCUGUCAACUUUGUGCAGGCCACUCAAGGUUUUAAGGAUUUCUCAAAGGGUGUUCGCUUGGAGGAGUUGAAUGUGUUACUUAGCCAAACGGUCAUGAUAAGACGUUUGAAGGAGCAUGUGCUGGCCCAGUUACCUCCGAAACGUAGGCAGCUUAUAAGGCUGCAGUUGAAGAGAUCAGAUAUAGCUUCGGCCAAGGCAGCUAUCAGUUUUGCCAAUGCUGAUGCUUUUGAAAAGAAUGCUUCCAAAGAUACUGCUACAGAGAAACUGGAAAAAAAUCAUGAUGGUGAACAAUAUUGCAAUUCCAUGGAACUCUCCUCUCAAGAACUUGGUGUUGCAAAGCUUCGUGGAUUUCGUGAAUGGUUUUCCAUUCACCCACUAAUUGCGAAGUCAGAUGACAUGGAAGAAUUUGAUCUAAACUCUAGUUGUCAUAAAAUGAUAAUUUUUGCCCAUCACCAUAAAGUUCUCGAUGGAAUACAGGAGUUCAUAUGUGAGAAAGGAAUUGCUUUUGUCCGUAUUGAUGGAACCACUCUUCCAAAUGAUCGACAUUCAGCUGUACUGUCAUUUAAAUCAUCAAAUGGGGUUAAAAUCGCAAUAAUUGGUAUAACCGCAGGGGGUGUUGGACUUGAUUUUUCAUCAGCAAAAAGUGUUGUGUUCUUGGAGUUGCCUCAGUCACCAUCAUUGAUGCUUCAGGCUGAGGAUAGAGCUCACAGACAAGGGCAGACAAGUGCGGUCAACAUUUACAUCUUCUGUGCAAAGGAUACUAUGGAUGAGUCACAUUGGCAAAAUCUAAACAAAAGUCUGCACCGUGUUUCAUCUACAACAAAUGGAAAGUACGAUGCAAUGCAAGAGAUAGAAGUUGAAGGCAUUUCUUAUCUAGUAACACCUGAUGGAAGUUGUAAACAUAAAAUUUUGAGGAAAGUAGCAUCUGGAAAACUUUCACUGGAUAUAGAGUUCCAAGACCCUGAAUGUUUCCAGGAUUUGCAACCUUCAGAAGCAUUUGCUGAUGUAGCUGUUGAUAAGAAUGAUGUAUCUGACAGAAUGAAUCAAACUGGUGGCAUCUACCUUCAUAACGAUGGUAGUAUGGUUCCUGAUCUAAGAAUAAACAAAGAUAUUGUUUCCAUGGGAGACAAAAAGGAAUUGCAUCCGUCUACAGCUGAUAUUGAAAUUUGUGACAUAGCCCCUGCUUUUAAAAUGGAUAAGAGACGUGAAGAUCAUGAUCCACUGCCAAAGGGAGAAAUAAUCAAGCCAGAUGAUGGUACAUCAAUUCAACCAUCAGAUGCUGAAUGUUGCUCUAAUCAAGUAGAUUCUCUGCGGUUUGAGGUAAGCCAAUAUACUGGAAGAAUCCACCUGUAUUCCUGCAUCCUAGGUACAGAUUUGAGACCAAGGCCACUUUUUGAGAAUGUCCGCCCAGAGGAAAUUGAGUCAGAAGAUGCUCUGGCUAGUGAUAAUAAAGGAACAGUUUCCAAAUAUUUUAAGGACCACCCAGCCUAUAGGCAUGCUCUUUGGGCCUUCAUGGAAGAAUGGAAUAAACUAAGACCCAUUGAGCAAAGAAAAUUACGUGGAAAGCCUUUGCAACUCCCUUUAUCCGUUGAGUUAUGCUACAUGAAAGAAAGCAUUAACCAUAAUAGUGGGGGAUUGCUGAAAGGUGGGAGCAAGCGGCGCAUAACACCUUUGUGUGAGAUUAGCAUUUCUUUACCUCCAAAUGCUGUGUGGAAAAAGGUCCAUCUACAGUGUAGUAACGGUAAAAAGGAGAAAGAGUAUACUCAGGGUUGGACCCUGACUGAUGAACCACUUUGUAAACUCUGCCAAAAACCAUGCAAGGGGAGAAGUGCCAAGAUGCCUGAAUAUUUUGAGGAUCUUUUCUGUAACCUUGGCUGCUAUGAAGAAUACCGCCUAAGGACUAGCAACAGAUCCCUCCGUGAGGAACUUUUUCAAAUUGAGCAUGGUAUAUGCACAAAUUGCCAAUUAGACUGCCACCAACUUGUGAAGCACUUAAAACCUUUAUCAUCAGAGAAGCGGCAGGAGUAUAUUGCAAAAGUAGCACCAACGAUUGCAAGUCAGAAGAGCUUGGUUGACAAGCUUGUUCGUGAUCCUUCUGAGGGUAAUGCAUGGCAUGCAGAUCACAUUGUCCCUGUUUACAGAGGGGGAGGUGAAUGCAGGCUAGAGAAUAUGAGGACUCUUUGCGUGGCCUGUCAUGCCGAUGUUACUGCAGCACAAUGUGUUGAACGACGGUCAAUGAGAAUCAAAGCAAAGGAAAAGCUUAAAGCCAUCUUGAGUGACCUUAGAAAUGCUGAGAAUAUAGAAAAGAAUGCUUCUUGUGGAAAGGAUCAAGGACCCUCAGAGAUAACAGAGGACAUAACUGAGGAUGAACUUCUAGUCAAUGUUCCUGGAAGUGCCUAUUCUGUAGGAAAAAGCAGCAGCCCUCAAACUGAGGAAUUGAAGAAUUCCCCGAAACAUUAAUGACCAGACUUAUGUUAAAGAAGCAUCUGCAUGUUAUCCUCUCAUGUGUUUUUGAUUGCGACAAAAUUAACACAAUCUUCCAAGAAAGGUAUGUAUCCAAAACAUUUCCUAGUAGGCUUUUGCAGGCUUGCUGGUUACUGAUGAAAAUCUGUAAAUUCUCAUUGGCUACCAUCAGAUAUCAUAGAAAAUACCAUACAGAUGUCCUAUUCUUGUGGGAAAUAUAUAUACUCUGUAAAAUGGCCUUCAUGUUUAGAUGAAUGCAAUCCAUUUAUUUGUCUUUUUUUCCCCUAUUUUUGAUGCAUACUUUUUCUAUUAUUUAAUAGUAAUGGUGUUAAAUUCUUUUUUUGUUAAGUCAGUGAUGAUGCCACAUCCAAAAUCCUCAAGCAGCAGUAAUAAAAGUGACUAAAUUUGGGAUGUGAGCUGCCUGCAAGCAAAUCAUAAAUUUUUGCCGAAACCCUUCAAGUUUAAUAUCUAGGAGCACUUGGCAAUUAUAAUCUGGGUUUCUCUGGCUCAGUUUAUGUUGAUUUUUUUGUACUUGCUGAAACUUGGGUUUGAAUCCUAGUAACUGAAAUUAAGAGUCCACUUAUCUAGUAUUAAUAAACUUAAUUGUUUGUGCUUAAAACUUCAUCCUUUUUGUAUAUAAUUAGUUUUUUGUCACACAUGUAACUUUGUAUUUUUACAAAAAAAGGGUUAAUAUUGAUAUAAUUUUU